GCGCAACGAAGCCGCACUCUGGGCUUCGCCCGGGCCCUUGGCGCCACCUGGUACAUCACACAACGAGCCAAGUCUGCCUAUACUCGAGGCCUGCUGCGCGCGCGCCCGUGGUUCUCGCUGCGGACUCAAAAAAGGAGCAGCAGCACCAAGAGCACGUUAACUCCGCGUUCGCGCCAGCGGUUCGCUCUGAGGACUCGAAAAGGGAGCAGCAGCACCAAGAGAGCACGUUAACAGCGCGAACGCGAUGGACCUCGCCUACGAGGACGACGUGGUCGACCUGACGGGCGCGACGGAGUCGCCGCCGCGCCCCCUCGCGCCCGUGAGCGCCAAACGCGAGGCCGGGACCGCGAGCGGCGCGCCGGCGAAGAAGAAGCCCAAGGCGGCGCCGGCGGCGACGACCAAGACCGGCCGGCGGCGCGAGCGCCAGAAGCGGAACGCGGACGUGCGCAGCGGCCUCAAGCCGCUGCCGACGCCGAUCGUCGACUUCGACGCGGAGGCGGCGCGCGGCAUGCUGACGCUGACGCGCGAGGGCGUGCCGGUGCACCUGCCGCGCGCCCGGCCGCCGUACCGGUCGCAGCUCCAGGUCAUGGACGGCGCGAUUCGAGCGGUGCGGGCCGCGCGGUCGGCGCUGCUCGAGUCUCCGACGGGGACGGGCAAGACCCUCGCGGCGCUCGCCGCGGUGCUGGCCUGGCAGCGGCAGCACGCGCACGACACGCCGACGCGCGUCGUCUGGGUCGCGCGGACGCACGACCAGCUGCAGCACGCCGUCCACGAGUACAAGCGGUCGUGCCCGUACCGGCCGCUCAUGUCGCUGCGGCUCUCGCGCGAGCGGUUCUGCCUGCACCCGAACAUCGCGACGGCGCCGAACAAGGCCGAGGCCUGCGAGGAGGCGACGAAGAUACGCAAGCCCUCGACGAAGAAGAGCAAGGGCUGCGCGCACCUCGACAAGGCCGAGCGCAUCGGCUACCCGCAGGGGAAGAAGUGGCGGCCGCACUUUCGCCUCGGCGGGCCGAUGGUCGUCUGGGACAUCGAGGACGCCGUCAAGGAGGGCAAGGCGACGCACGUCUGCCCGUUCCACAUGGCCCAGGACCAGAUCCAGGAGGGCGCCGCGCUCAUCUUCAUCACGUACUCGCAGCUCGUCGACCCCGUGAUCCGCCGCGCCGGCGGCCUCGACGCGGUUCUGGAGGACGCGGUCGUCGUCGUCGACGAGGGGCACAACCUGCCGUCGGUCGCGCGCGACGCCGCUUCCUACGAGGUCACGGAGGACCGCCUCGCGGACAUGGUCAAGACGCUCGAGGAAUUCGCGCCGCACCUCGGCGAAUACCCCGAGGCGCAGGCCAUGCUCGAGAGCCUCAUCGCGCCGCCGCCGGGCUCCUUCGAGGCCGUCCAGGCGCGGCUCGACGCGCCGCCGCCGACGAAGCGGAAGAAGAAGCCGAAGCUGCGGUUCCGCGUGACGGCGCGCGGCGGCCCGCUCCGCUCCCUGCUGGCGUGGCUCCGCGGCGCGACGGCGCCGACCUGCGCCGCGGCGCCGCUCGGCGCCCCGGCGACGAGGAAGCGCGACGCCUUCAAGGACGAAGAGGAGCGCAUCUGGCGCGGCGCGGACGCGGCGACGCUCGUGCGAGACGUCCUGGGCCUCGAGAACGCGGAGCGCGUCGACGAGCACUGCAAGAUGCUCUGGAAGAUGCGCAAGGACCUCAUCGACGAGGGCCUGGAGAGCGGCGCCGUCCGGUCCGACACGAUCAACGACCUCGAGGCGAUCCUCGUCAAGCUCCGGUACCUGCUCGACCCCGCGGCGGCCACGCGCUACAAGCUGAUCGCCACGUCGGCGCCGCGGCGCGACGUCUUCCCGAAGGGCGCGACGCGGGCCGCGCGCGACGCGCGCAACGCGAUGACCGACGCGCAGCGCCGGCGCCGCGUCCUCGGCUGCGACGGGGAGCGGCGCCGCGCGAUCUCGUUCCUCUGCCUCGAGGGCUCCGUGGCCAUGGAGACGCUGACGCGCGGCCAGCGCGCCGCGGGCCUCGGCCAGGCCGAGUGGCGGCGGCCGUGCCGGUCGCUCCUGCUGCUGUCGGGCACGCUGCGGCCGUUCGACCUGCUCGCGCGCGAGCUCGGCUUCGAGCUCGGCGCCUGGGACCGGACGGACCUGCCGCCGCCCGCGCUCCCGCCGUCGUCGGCGCCGGCGGUCAAGGACGAGAACGCGGCGCCCGACGCCGGCGCGCCGGAGCCGAAGCUUCUCUCCCAGGCGUACGCGGCGCACGCCGUCGCCGCGUGCCACCUGCCGACGCUGGCGCCGGCGCCGGGCCGACCGGCGGCGCUCGCGGCGCUGCAGCUCGCGCGCGCGGCGGGCACGGAGCUCGACGGCUCGUACGCGAACGCGACCAAGGACCCCGAGUCGACGACGUCGCGGCGCUACUACGACGCCGUCGCGACCGCGCUGCUGGGCGUCGCGGCGGCCACGCCCGGCGGCGUCCUCGUGUUCUUCAAGUCGUACCAGCUCCUCGAGCUCGCGACGGCGCGCUGGGAGACGACGGGCGGCCGCGCGAGGCUCGAGGCCGAGAAGCGCGGCAACGUCUUCGUCGAGGUCCGGCGCCAGUCGGGCGACGAGUUCGACGCGCUCGUCGGCGCCUACCGCGCCGCCGCGGCCACGCCGGCCGGCGCCAUGCUCCUCGCCGUCAUGCGCGGCCGCUCGGCCGAGGGCGCCGACUUCAAGGACGACGCCGCGCGCUGCGUCGUGAUCGUCGGCGUGCCGUACCCGCCGCGCUUCGACGCGGCGACGCGGCUCAAAAUCGAGCACGCCGGCCGCGACGGCGAGACGUGGUACAAGGCCGAGGCGUACCGCAACGUCAACCAGGCCGCGGGCCGCCUCAUCCGCCACUCGAAGGACUACGGCGCGCUCGUCCUCCUCGACCGCGCCCUCCACAAGCACCCGAUGAUGUCCGAGUGGUUCGCGGAGCGCAUCGAGCGGCCCAGCGGCGCCACGGAGCUCCACCACCGCCUCCGGAGCUUCUUCUCCGCGCGGGCCCCGCUCGUGAUCGAUUAG
This is a messenger RNA of Pelagomonas calceolata, 3037 nucleotides long. NCBI's taxonomy places the organism in Eukaryota, Pelagophyceae, Pelagomonadales, Pelagomonadaceae. The record is from the annotation of a GenBank genome assembly.